Messenger RNA from Plodia interpunctella (Indianmeal moth), 2447 nucleotides. It is a transcript of the gene Mys45A, whose product is annotated as Mystery 45A. Lineage: Eukaryota; Metazoa; Arthropoda; Insecta; Lepidoptera; Pyralidae. The transcript has a single exon. Gene Ontology annotation, biological process: ribosomal large subunit export from nucleus; ribosomal large subunit biogenesis. Gene Ontology annotation, cellular component: nucleolus. The coding region runs from base 143 to 2299 and encodes 718 amino acids. The record is from RefSeq and is a predicted model, not a curated record.
GUAGUACCAACCUUGCCUAUAAAUUGAGGUUAUAUUUUAACAAGUCGUGGUUUUCUGCUAUGUAGAUAGGUAUAUUUUGUGAAUUUAGAACACGCGGAGAUAUAUUUUUCGUCAUUAAAGGUCACAGUCAUUGUGAAUCACGAUGGUGCGUCAUAACAAUCAGUUACCAAAUAAUUUAACACAGCUUCAAAAUUUAAUAAAAAGAGAUCCAGCGUCGUACAAAGAAGAAUUUCAUCAGCAGUUAGCUCACUUUGAAACAACAUUGGAAAUUUUCAAUCUAAAUCCAACACAGUAUAAUAAAAAAUUUGAUGAACAGGCUAUGUUUUUGGCCCAAGUUGCACAAUGCUAUCUCAAUGAAAUGAAACUAUUUCCACAGAAAAUUGUGGAUGUUUUGAAGAGACAUAAUACAGUCUUGCAUAAUGAUAUGAGACUUUCGCUUUGCAAAUGUCUGAUAUUACUAAGAAACAAGAAUUUCAUAACUCCAUUUGAUUUAUUGGAAUUAUUUUUCCAGUUACUUAAAUGUCAAGACAAAUUUUUGAGAGAAUUUCUGAAAACACACAUUAUUACAGAUAUUAAAAAUAUUAAUAUGAAACAUAAGGACAUGAAAUUUAACUCCACCUUGCAGAACUUUAUAUUUUCCAUGCUACGGGACUCAGAUGCAAGAUCUGCUAAGUUGUCAAUAGAUAUUCUAAUUGAAUUGUAUCAAAAAAACAUUUGGAAUGAUCAUAAAACAGUUAACAUAAUAGCUGACAUAGGUUGCUUUUCUAAAGUAACAAAAGUGAUGGUAGCGUCAUUGAAAUUUUUCCUUGGGAAAGAUGAAGAAGAGAAGGAAGAUUCAGACAGUGAUGAUGAAAUAGAUCCCAGAGAUACAAUGAUAUCAAACAAAUUUAAUAAAAAGACUCGAAAGAGGGAGAAAAUGGUUGAUAAGGUAAAAAAAAUUGCAAAGAAAAUGAAAAAGAAAAAGCAAAAAGCUCCUGCAUUUAAUUUCUCUGCUUUACAUUUGAUCAACAACCCACAAGGCUUUGCUGAGAAACUUUUUAAGCAGCUGGAGUCAUCAAAUGAAAGAUUUGAAGUAAAAUUGAUGACAUUAGAUGUCAUAUCAAGGUUAAUUGGACUACAUAAUCUUUUCUUGUUUAACUACUAUCCAUUCAUUGCUAGAUUAUUAAUGCCUCAUCAAAGAGAAGUGACAAGGAUAUUGCAAUUUGCAGCACAGGCUUCUCACGAACUUGUGCCACCUGAAGUACUUGAACCUGUCAUGAAAGCCAUAGCAAAUAAUUUUAUAACUGAAAGAAAUUCAACUGAUGUUAUGGCGGUUGGUUUAAAUGCAGUCAGAGAGAUUUGUUCAAGAUGUCCACUUGCUGUCAAUGAAGACCUUCUCAGAGAUCUAGUACAGUACAAAAAUUAUAAAGAAAAAUCUGUAAUGAUGGCUGCAAGAUCAUUAAUUCAACUAUACCGGCUGUCAAUGCCAGAACUUCUACAUAAAAAAGAUAGAGGAAGACCAACAGAAGCAUCUUUAGAAAUCAAAACUAAAAAGUAUGGUGAAAUGGAAGUAAAGGACCAUAUACCUGGCUCAGAAGUAUUGCUGGAAAAGGAAACAAUGGAAUCUAAAAAAAAAUCUGGAAAAAAACAGAAACAAAGUAAUGAUUCUGACAGUGAUGAGUGGAUAGAUGUUGCAUCUUCUGAUUCUGAGGUAGAAAUAUCUACAGAUAGUGAUGAUGAAGAUUCAAACAAAUCAGAUGAGAGUGAUGAAGAUGAAAGUAAAGAUGAUGAUAAUCUAAGUGAAGGGGAUAAAGAGAUUGCAACAAUAGAUACUAACAAUAGUACAAAAGUUUUAAAAGCAAAACAUAAAGCUUAUACUGCACAAGAAAAUGAAGAAAAAACAAAACAUGCUAGAGAAAUUGCUAUGGAAACAAUAUUCACUGAUGAAGACUUUAAACGAAUUGAAUCAGCACAAGCUAAAAAACAUGUAAAAGGAUUAAAACGCAAAAUCAUUACUGAAGAAGAAAAUGAAGAAGGUGAACUUGUGCAACUAUCUGCAAUUGAAAAUAUUCAUAAAAAAAGAAAACAUGAUAAAAGUGCUAGACUAGAAACUGUUAUGAAAGGUAGAGAAGAAAGAGAUAAAUUUGGAUACAAAGAUCGUAGGAAGAACAUCCACUGUUCAAAGACUAACAGAGAAAAACGCAAGACUAAAAGUUAUCAGAUGGUCAAACAUAAAGCUAAGGGAAAAGUUAAGAGAUCAUUUAAAGACAAACAAAUUGCUUUUAGAAAUUAUCUUAUAAAGCAAAAGAAAAUGAAAUAAGACUAUUUAUACAGGUUGACUUUUUAUACAUUGGCAAUAUUUUGUCUACAUGCAGUGCAUGAUUCCGAACAACUUUUAUUAUAGGAGUAAUGGGAGUAACUCCAUAAACACGAAAAAAAAAUCUGCUGUUCUAUACAAAAUUAAAUAU